This is a messenger RNA of Hypanus sabinus (Atlantic stingray), 2417 nucleotides long. RefSeq lists its product as uncharacterized. NCBI's taxonomy places the organism in Eukaryota, Metazoa, Chordata, Chondrichthyes, Myliobatiformes, Dasyatidae. The transcript has 2 exons. The record is from RefSeq and is a predicted model, not a curated record. The coding region runs from base 388 to 2067 and encodes 559 amino acids.
GUAAUUCAUUCAAUAGUAUUUUCUAGUUAGAAUUAGAAGUGUUUAAAGUGUAUUCAUUGCAUGUAAAAUAUAUCGGCAUGCGAUGACGUCACAUCCGGUUUCGCCGCGUCUUGUGGGAAAACACCGGUUUGAAAUUAGCGCGAGGGUGGGGGCUCACCACGAGGCUCACCUGAGCACAAGCAGUUUUGCAGGCAUGAGAAAUCACAGUGAGAGCAACGCUUUUUCACCAUAUGUUAAUGUGAAGAGUGAACAGUAAAUGGUUAAUCUUACUGCGAUCUGGUUCUUAUUAACUGUGGUUUAUCCGGACGUUAAAUUCGGCGUUUCGUUACACCCGAAGGAGAACGUGACAGUGAAAAAGCGACAUUAUCAGGUGUUUCAAGUGCUGCAAUGUCAGCUCAAUCCAGCAUCAAGUCGACGCCGCCCAGCGACAAGGGCAGUAAACCGACAUCAAGUAAGCCCACCCGGGCGUUAUCAGGUGUUCCAAGUGCUGCAAUGUCAGCUCGAUCCGGGAUCAAGUCGAUGGCGCCCAGCGACAAGGGCAGUAGAACUACAUCAAGUAAGUCCGCACAGGCAAGAGCCAAGGCAGAAGCCGCCAAGGUGCGACUGCAUUACGCCAGACAAGAAGCAGUUUUGAAAAUGAAACUGGCCACCAGAGAAGCCGAAAUCCAGAAAGAAGAGGCUGCCAGAGAAGCCGAAAUCCAGAAAGAAAGGGCCACCAGAGAAGCCGAAAUCCAAAGAGAAGAGGCUGCCAGAGAAGCCGAAAUCCAGAAAGAAAGGGCCGCCCGAGAAGCCGAAAUCCAGUUGGAAAUGGCAAAAAUAUCGACAGAGUUGCAAGUGCUGCAGCUAGAAAGAGAAGAAGCUGCUGCCAUGGCGGAAGCAAAGUACAUAGAAGAAGCUGAAGGGUCGCGUGAUCUGACCGCAGCAAGAUCUACUUUAGAAAGGACCAGACUGGAACGCACAAGCGACUAUGUACAAUCUCAAAUAGACAGGCAGGCUCGUCUCCCCUCUCCAUACGUAUUCGAUAACUUCCCCAGCUACGAGGAACCUCAGAGAGUCACGAUUGCAUCACAUCCAUACGAGGAAGGAAAUUUACCCUCACGGCUCCGUGAUGAAGUCAAGAAUGAAAGAACCGACAACGCUCCUUCACCCCCACAACAGGACGGCGGGGAGGGAGAGGUUCACUCCAGGACAACAAUUGUCAGCUCGAACUGUACAGAAGUUUGCGGUCAAACUCAGUCAAGCCGUUCUUGUUCCGAGAUCUGCCUCACUGAGGUGUACCCUAAAGAAGCACAACAAGACAUUACCAAGCGUAAAGUAACCGACGAGACGCUAGGUCAGUCAGUUUUCGUUCAAACCGAGCACGGAAACAAACUUGCACAAUCAGCUCAAGAUACCAUUUCUUUAAAACCCAAAGACACCAAGGUCUUCAGAGAUGAAGCAAAUAAUGGGGUUGCCCCAUUGCCUAUCAGAGAACCAUGCCAGCGCUCACCAGAUAACAAAGAGCAGGCAGUCAAACGGUUCACGUCCUUACGGAAAACCCGGAAAAGGAAACCUGAGAUACAGCAACGCACCCGAUUGGCCCACGAGGUACUGUGCACCCUAAUGGCAGAGGUCACAGCCAUUAUAAACGCACAAUCAUUCCUACCUGUGUCUUCUGACCCAGAAAACCCCUUUAUACUUUCGCCAUCAACGCUCCUUACGCAGAAGGCAGGAGCACCUCCUCCACCAGGAGACUUCUCAGACAAGGAUUUGUACACAAAGCAAUGGAGACAAGUCCAGGCUCUGGCAAAUCAGUUCUGGCCUCGCUGGAGACAAAAAUAUCUACCUUCGUUGCAACAGAGACGAAAGUGGACAGAACCCCGCAGGAAUCUUCAAGUCGGAGACCUAGUCCUGCUCAGGGACAAGCAGAUCACCCGCAACAGCUGGCCAAUGGCCAGAAUCACUGCUACAUUCCCUAGCGAGGAUGGACAUGUCAGGAAGAUCGAAUUGAAGACUACCGACCAAGGCGAUGUGAAAAUUUACCAAGGGCCAGUUACAGAAGUUAUUCUACUUCUACCCAAUGACUGAUUAAGAGACUAAGUUUUGUACUCUGCUCAUUGUGACCUUACGAAGGUCAAGCGGGGAGUGUGCUGUCUUUACGACAGUUAUUUAGUUUAUAAUAUUUUCGCUUAGUAAUUCAUUCAAUAGUAUUUUCUAGUUAGAAUUAGAAGUGUUUAAAGUGUAUUCAUUGCAUGUAAAAUAUAUCGGCAUGCGAUGACGUCACAUCCGGUUUCGCCGCGUCUUGUGGGAAAACACCGGUUUGAAAUUAGCGCGAGGGUGGGGGCUUUCCACGAGGCUCACCUGAGCACAAGCAGUUUUGCAGGCAUGAGAAAUCACAGUGAGAGCAACGCUGUAAGUUAAUAGAUAAUCGAUAUAUU